AUGUCUAGUCGAUUAUUAAAAAAGUUCUUGAAAGAGAAAAGCCGGGAUGAGAUAAAUAAAAUAAGUAAAACUGUGGAGGAGAAAACUGUAGCAUUUAAGCAUAAGAAGAAAAGUGUUUUUGUACUUUUGGAAGAUUCUGAAGAUAGUAAGAAUAGAGAUGAAACCGAUGACAGUGAGGACAAUCUAACCAAUAAUCAUAGUAAUGAUCGUCAUCAUGAUGAUGAUGGAGAUCCUGCUGAGAGUCCCCAAAAAAAUGUGCAAGGAAAGAGAGAAGAGACAAAAAGAAAGGGUAAAAUGAAAGAGUCACAGAACACAAUUGUGCAUGAUAAGAAACAGAAUCAAGGACUUUCAAAUCGUGCACAGGCUAAGAUGAAGCGCAAAAAGAAAAAGGAUAUUGACGAAGAAAUUGACAAUAUAUUACACUCAAUAAAUGCACAGGAUGUGGAAAAAAAAGAUGGAAAAAAAGAAGGAAGAGGAACCAACGAAACAGGGGACCGGGGAGAAGAGGAGAAGAAUAAUGGUUCAUUAGAACUUUUACAAUUGUCUGCGUGCACACAUGAUAAAUAUAACUACUGCUUAAAGUUAGAAAAAAGUAAUUUCGAUGUAAAUGUUGAACUGAAAAGAAUAUUUGGAAAAGAUUUUGUAAAAGAAAAAAAGUUUAUACAGAAAAGUAAAAUAAAAUAUUUAAAAAAUUGGCUAAUACAAGAUUAUACAACUAAAACUGUACAACCACCUCUAGGAAUGAAAAGAUAUGAAAAUGAGUUUAGAAUAGAAAAAUAUAAAUUAUAUUUGGAGGCAGAGAAUUUAUUUUAUCUGUUAUUAGAUAGUUAUGAUAUAGAAGCAAUGCAUAAUUUAUUAAGAAAGUUUCCAUUUCAUAUUGACACAUUACUAGUCUUGUCAGAGUAUUAUAACGAAUCCAAUAAUUAUGAAAUGGCAAAUAAAUUUAUAAAAUUGUCUCUUCUUCUUUUACAAAAUAUUUUCCACAUAGAUUUUCAUCCCAAUUAUUUAAAUAAAAACAGAAACAUUUUUGUUAAUCCUUAUUUAUAUGAUAACAAGGCAUUAUAUAAAUCGUUAUACAUGCAUAUGUUGUCGUUAGAAAAUGAAGCCUGCACAAUCACUGCAUUAGAAAUUUCAAAAUUGUUAUGCAAGAUGGAUUUGCAAAAUGAUUUAUGCAGCAUUCUACUUCGAAUUGAUAGUUUAAUUUUAAAAUGUAAUUUUUUUGAUUUUCUGCUAUACUUUUCCUUCAAUUUUGUUAUUCAAAAUGUGCAGUAUGUCUUACCUCAAUCUCGAAUGGAUGAAAUUCUCUCCAACUUUAUCCCAUCCGAGGGGAGACAUUCAACAACUCAUCAUCUAAUGGGAGGUGAAGAUUUAAAGCAAAAACAUGCAGCACAAAUUUCCAAUUUGGACAAUAAUCCAAACAGUUGUGUUGGUCCCUCAAGCAGUCAUGGUGUCACCUCAUUUCCUGCAAAAAGGGAUAGCGAAAUGGGGAUAACCGGAGAGAACCUAGCAGAUGAGGCACGAACGGGCGAGAACCUAAAAGAUGAGGAUCCAACCGAGCAUGAUCUAACCGAAAAGAAUAGCAUGCAAAUUAACCGCACGAAUGUGGCAUCCUCAAAUGAUGGAGAUAAAAAUGCGUCCCGAAAUGAAAAACGGGAACAUAUAGAGGAAACGUCGAAUCAGCAAAAUUCCACUUCUUUCAUAGAAUCAGAACAAUCAGUUGGAUACCAUGAUGACAUGCAAUAUAAAGCCAGUGUACAUGGUCAAGCGAAUUGCAUAGAAAAAAAUCAACUGUUUGAUAAUUUCGAAAUCAGAUUGCAUUUUAUUCUCCCCAACUUUGCCUUUUCCAUACCAUUGUGUAUGUACCUGAAGAAUAAUAACUCGAUUGAUUACAAUGAAAUAAGGGCAAUUACUGUGGAAGACAUAAUAAGUGCCUUUUCUUAUGAAGAAUGUAAAUUUUUGAUACCUCAUUUUGCUAUUCAUUUUGAUUGUUACACUGAGGGAAAGGGGAAAAAUGGCAAAAGUAGCCCUACUACAACGGAUGAUGAGCGGAUUGAAAAUGAAAAAUGCAGCUACAGUGGAAAUCUUGAAGAAAAGAAAAAGAACCCAUCUCUCUCUUUUACUGCACACCUGACAUUAUUAAGAGCAUUGUUAUGUUUUCCCAACUUCUUAUCUACAUUUUUAAAUUAUAAUAACUUCAAAACAACGAAAGUAGUGAAAAAAACCAUUUACGAAAUUUCCUUCAAAGACAUAUUGUCCUCUCCCCCAUUCUCCACAACUAGUUUCUUUGAUAAGAAAGAUAAUGAAACGGUACAAAAACUAAUUUCUUGCUAUUUGGAAAAGAACAAUAUAUAUUACAAGUCUGAGAAAAUUAUCACGUGGUUUCACGUGUGUAGUGCUUUUCUGCACGAAAUGUACAAAGACCAAUUGGUGGCAGAAGCUUUGGAAAACGUGCGAUUCCACUGGAGCAGAAAGACACCUGUUUUGGACAUAAACAAAUACAAAGACGUGCGUGUUGGAGAAUUCAAGUCAAAUAAUUAUCUCUUACCAGAUUUCAUGAUGGAAAAGAACAGAACAUACUCACCCAACAUACCCAAUGUGACCUCGAAUUAUUAUGUGUCUUUGAACAGCAACUUGAUUAUAACAUUUUUCCAAAGUUUACUCCCGUGGUAUCAAGUAGACUACUAUGGCACGCAUUCAAGGCCUGUCUACUUUUCAACACUUUUAAGAAAUGUUAUCAGCGAAACCAGACGUCUUUUUAAUUUGCAAUAA
Plasmodium gonderi is the source of this 2769-nucleotide messenger RNA. RefSeq names its product transcription factor 25. The coding region runs from base 1 to 2769 and encodes 922 amino acids. Gene Ontology annotation, cellular component: RQC complex. The record is from RefSeq and is a predicted model, not a curated record. The transcript is spliced from 3 exons. NCBI's taxonomy places the organism in Eukaryota, Apicomplexa, Aconoidasida, Haemosporida, Plasmodiidae.